AGAAGCCGAAGGCGGCAGAACCAAACAGACAUGGCCCAGCAGAGCGACUCCUACUCCGCCUGCAAGCGGCCCUCCGACACCGUCCGGCUGAAGAGGAAAAGAGCCCGAAAUGCAGCGGAGAGUCCCGCGGAGAGCGGCUCUUCUCCGGCCUCUGCUCCAGGUCCCCACGGCGGCUCCAGGAGCAGAGGCAGCCGCAGGAACCCCUUCGUGACGUGGGAGACCGCGCUCAGCCGCCCCACGAAGGUCUUAGUGGUGGAGGAGGACCGGGGGGACCGGGAGGAGAGGUCCGCUCUGCUGAGGCUGAUGGCCGCGGAGAGGACAGCGGGGGACCGGCCACCCGGAGCCCGCGGCGCUCAGAAAAGCCUCCCUGAAGACGUUUCUCUGCUGGAAACCCAGGAGCCAGAUGUUCUGCUGUCGGAGAAGCUGCCGGCCAGUCCUCCCAGCAGCUGUGCGGAGUAUCCGACCGACUGGAGCCUGAAAACCCGGGCGCUCUUCACCUCCCCGCUGUCGUUGUCGUGGACGGAGCAGCCGAAGGCCCAGGAGGAGGCGGCGGGCCUCAGCAACAGCUGCAGAGCUCGGUUUGACGCUCUGCCGGAGGAUCUGGAGGAUCCCCGGUCCUGGUCUGAGGUCCGGUCCGCCUUCCAGCGGUGUCUGGUGUACUGGCAGCACCCGUCUCUGCCCUGGCUGUCCCUGUUCCCCAGGAUCAACGCCGAGAGGAACUUCUCUGGAAGGAGCGCCCCCUGGAGUCAGGAUACGACGGUGCAGGAGAGCCUCAUGAAAGAAUGGUCCAUCAGUUUGUCGUCUCUGUACAGCCUUUUAAAGGCAGGUCUGUGUCCGUACUUCUACGUCUGCUCCUAUCAGUUCACAGCGUUAUUCAGGACAGCAGGUCUCGCUGGGUCAGACCGCAUAACCGCCAUCAUUUCUCCCACAACGCACGGUCUCAGGGAAGCGAUGAAGACUGAAGGUGUGGAGUUCAGCCUUCCUCUGCUGAAGGAACGGAGCGGGGUCAAUGAGCAACUCAAAGUUCAACAGAGAGGAGAGGAGGAUGAUGAGGAAGAAAAAGAUCUCUUCCAGGUUGAGGAAGACGAUCAGAAAGGUGAUGGAUCCAGUCUAAAAAGAGAUGACAGCCUGUCUUGGCUAAAGGAGAUGGGAAUCCAGGACAAACUAGGGAAGCCUGAGUCCAUCAGCAUACAGAUACAGAAAGAAGGUCAGAGUCUUACCCUGGACCACAGACCAGAGUCUGCAGUGUGUGUGGAGGGGGCGCACACCUUCAACCUCAUCAACUUCCUGAUCAACUGCCGGAGUGUUGUGGCUGCGGCCGGAUCUCAGACUGGUCUGCCACCGACCCUGCUGGCCCCCACCGCCUUCAGAGGCGCUACCAUGAAUGUGCUGAAGGGCCGCAGUGUGAAUGUGAAGAACUUGGUGGAUUAUAGCUACCACAACAUUAGCAGCCUGGAGCUCACAGGACCCAUCCUCCCUUCUUCUCUUCAUGCCAUCACAACUCUUCUUCAAACUGCACAAAAAGGCAACUUCUCUGCCGCUCUUUACACCCACACGCCGACUGCUGUCAUGAACAUAAAGACAUGUGAGGCUCAGGUAAGAUGUUUAUAGAUUCAAAUGAAUGAACACCUUCAUUAGAAAAAUAUCGAAUCAGGGCGGAGCAGAUUUCAAAGUUCUUCACAUGACGUUUGGUAAGAAAAGAUAAAGUAAACCGCUGUUGCAUCAUUAAGACAAGUUUCUUCUGAUUUAAGAGCCACACUUUGUUGACCUGGGUUGUUGAAGUCAUGAUGAGGCUGCGAUCAUUGGAAGGAGAGGAUUCUAGAGACUGAUGUCCUGUCUCUCUGCUCAGCGAAGGCUCUUCUAUAGACAUACAUAGACGCCUCAUUACAUGUUGUUGGCAGCGAGGCAGACGGCGCUACAGGGCAGCCAUCUUGGGUCAGACCACAGUUCAAACAGCUGGGUCAGAAUGUAUAGGAGGCGCCUUAGAUCUGAUUUUAAUCACAAGGAAGAUGAGUCAGAGAUGAUAUCACAAUAAUCUCUUACAUGUCAGAGACCCCUAAAAGACCAAAACACAUUUUAUUAUGACCUUUCAGUCAGAUUACACACAAACUACAAAAAAUCUAAAUACCAUAUUUCCCAGACUAUAAACCGCCACUUUUUUUUCUCACGCUUUGAACCUUGCGGCUUAUAAGAAGGUGCAGCUUUUUCUUAACCCCCAGAGGGGGAAGAGAAUAAGGGGCUAAUUUCCAUGUAACACAGGAAUGUGCUAGUAGCACGCACGACGGAGAACAAAUGUGCCGAAUUCACACAUUUUUACAUAUAUUUUCUGAAUCAAAGCUGCCGAACCAAUGAAGAGACUGGGCUCAACUCCUGCAGAGCUAAGAUAAAGAGCUGAUGAAGCUCCAUCUUUCAUCAGAAGCUCUUACUGCUGUGCGAUAACAAGCUAACGGGAGCUAGCAUUCUUCUUCGUCCCAGGGGCCCCUCGCAG
Molecule: messenger RNA, 2488 nt
Organism: Cyprinodon variegatus (sheepshead minnow)
Lineage: Eukaryota; Metazoa; Chordata; Actinopteri; Cyprinodontiformes; Cyprinodontidae
Gene: donson
Product: downstream neighbor of SON
Exons: 11
Coding region: 31-1611 (526 amino acids)
Biological process (GO): nuclear DNA replication
Cellular component (GO): nucleus
Source: RefSeq, a predicted model, not a curated record